Molecule: messenger RNA, 1277 nt
Organism: Megalops cyprinoides (Indo-Pacific tarpon)
Lineage: Eukaryota; Metazoa; Chordata; Actinopteri; Elopiformes; Megalopidae
Product: zinc finger protein ubi-d4-like
Exons: 11
Coding region: 11-1219 (402 amino acids)
Biological process (GO): nervous system development
Cellular component (GO): nBAF complex
Source: RefSeq, a predicted model, not a curated record
GCGAGUGAAGAUGGCGGCUGUCGUGGAGAAUGUUGUCAAAGUGCUCGGAGAGCAGUACUAUAAGGAUGCCAUGGAGCAGUGCCACAACUAUAACGCCCGGCUCUGUGCUGAGAGGAGCGUGCACAUGCCUUUCCUGGACUCCCAGACAGGCGUGGCCCAGAGCAACUGCUACAUCUGGAUGGAGAAGAGACACAGGGGGCCAGGGAUUGCUCCGGGGCAGCUCUACACCUAUCCUGCUCGUCGCUGGAGGAAGAAGAGGCGGGCACACCCUCCAGAGGACCCCCGCCUUGUCUUCCCUUCCCUCAAAACAGAGUUGGAGUUGGGGCUCAAGAAGGAUGCUCUGGUCCCUGCCGACGGCAGUAGUCUGGAGGCGCUGUUGAAGGCUGAGCCCCUGGACAAGCGGGGCACUCCGGAGCUACGGGGCCCGGAAGAGGAGCCCACCGUGCCCGAGUUGACUGGGGCAACCCACAAUUCCUCCACCCGCAUCAGGAAGAGAAUCCUGGAGCCUGAGGACUUCCUGGAUGACCUGGAUGACGAGGACUACGAGGAGGACACCCCGAAAAGGAGGGGGAAAGGGAAGGGGAAGGGCCGUGGAGUAAGCAGCAACCGGAAGAAGAUGGAUGCGGCAGCGGCUGCGCUGGAGGACAGGGACAAGCCGUACGCCUGUGACAUCUGUGGGAAGCGCUACAAGAACAGACCAGGCCUGAGCUACCACUAUGCCCACUCCCACCUGGCUGACGAGGAGGGUGAGGAAAAGGAGGAGGCAGAGCUUCACGGCCCCGUCACACCGCACCCCGAAGAGCACAAGACCCCCAAGAAAGGACCCGACGGCCUGGCUCUUCCUAAUAACUACUGUGACUUUUGCCUGGGCGACUCCAAGAUCAACCACAAGACGGGCCAGUCGGAGGGUCUAGUGUCCUGCUCAGACUGCGGCCGCUCAGGUCACCCGUCCUGCCUGCAGUUCACACCAGUCAUGAUGGCGGCAGUGAAGACCUACCGCUGGCAGUGCAUCGAGUGCAAGUGCUGCAAUGUCUGUGGGACGUCCGAGAAUGAUGACCAGCUGCUGUUCUGUGACGACUGUGACAGGGGAUACCACAUGUACUGCCUGAGUCCUCCCAUGUCAGAACCCCCCGAAGGAAGCUGGAGUUGCCACCUGUGUCUGGAUUUGUUGAAAGACAAGGCCUCGAUAUACCAGAACCAGAACGCACCGCCGUCGUGAUGCGUUCACCCCUCAAACCCCCAAAGCCCCCCCCCACCCCCUGCCUGCCCCAUCCACA